This is a messenger RNA of Musca vetustissima, 2418 nucleotides long. Its product is annotated as zinc finger protein 574-like. Gene Ontology annotation, molecular function: DNA-binding transcription factor activity; RNA polymerase II cis-regulatory region sequence-specific DNA binding. Bases 14 to 2374 code for a protein of 786 amino acids. Gene Ontology annotation, biological process: regulation of transcription by RNA polymerase II. NCBI's taxonomy places the organism in Eukaryota, Metazoa, Arthropoda, Insecta, Diptera, Muscidae. The record is from RefSeq and is a predicted model, not a curated record. The transcript has 4 exons.
GCGUAAUUUCGGUAUGGCCACCAGAUGCCCAACACCAUUUGCUUUCCCCUUUACACCGUUGGGUUUGAGUUUAUUCGAUAUUGAUCCGUCCAGAAUUUUGACAAUGUUACACCAUCAAACAUGGCUAGCAGAAGAGGCUUUAAGAAAUCGCGGUUUACUUACACCACCACCAACUACUUCAAAGGAUUUCUCCCACCGUUAUAAUCCUUUAAGCGAUUUACUUUCCAAAGAUUAUCAUCCAAAUCAUAUGCAUCAUUUGAACACUGCCGAUCUACUAACUAGAUCCUCAUCAUCUACCCCCUCUAAUUUGGUUGGGGUGGGGCCAAAUGAUUUGGUUAGCAAACAACAACAACAACACCGUUCCAUACCACAGCAACAGCAGUACAAACAACAACCACCUUUCAAUAUACGUUAUCCGUCGCCUAGUGCAUUUUUCCAUCAUCAGCACCAACAACAACAGCAGCAGCAGUCAUCACAUAGCCAUCUAUCGCAACAAUUACAGCCACAGAAGCUAAUCAAACUAAGUAGACAGAAUACACCAUCUCCCCAUCAAUCGAAUGCCAGUGGUCCUCUACACAAAAUCUCCGAACGGUCUGUGACACCCUGCCACCCCAACAAGGACGACAACAAUGACAGCGAUGCCCCAAUUGAGAUGACAACCAUCCAUCACGAUGAGGCAGCAGCUAUACGGGAUCGUGACAGUGGCAAUUCGAGUGCAGCCACCACGAGCUCCAUUACCUCAUCGAUGAUUUAUAAGGAUUCCUUAGAGCAAUUACUGCAACGUCGUCAUUCCGGCCCAACACUGGCCGCUGAAGCCGGUCUGAAGACCUAUUCGCAAAUGUUAUUGAACUCAAGCACUCCAACGGAUACCUCAAGUUGCAAGGAGAAAAGCUCCUCUUCAUCUACCUCAUCUACACCACCACCAGCUCCUGGAACGCCAGGUCAACUUUCACUUAGCCGUAGUAGUAUGCUGAAAAGCCCCUCGGAUACCUCAUCGCUGUUCAGCGAGCCCAUCGAAGAGGAGACCCGUUGUGUAGUGUGCAAUGCGCAUUUCCCCAAUGUUUGGCUAUUGGAGCAGCAUGCCGCCCUGCAGCAUCCCCUAUUGGGACCAGGUGAGGAAAAACCUUUUAUUUGUGAACAAUGUGGUCAAUCCUAUCGAUAUCGUUCAGCUUAUGCCAAACACAAAGAAACCAAUCAUCGUUCGCGUCUACCCGCUGACAAACUAUUCACCUGCGAUGUCUGUGGCAUGCAGUUUCGCUAUUUGAAGUCCUUCAAGAAACAUCGUUUGAAUCAUGCCUUGGAGCGGUUGCAUGGCAAGAAGGGUAAACAUCCGUUUGCCAUACAUUUGCAACAACAAAUCCAGGAACAGGAAAUGAUUGCCAGCGGCCAGGAAUCCCAGUCUAUGGGAGUAAUGGCUCCCGAAGUAGAUGUGGUCGAAGAUUUGCGUAUUAAUAUUAAGAAGGAACGAGAGGAUGACGAUUCUCAACAACAGCAGCAUCAGCAACAACUGCAGCAGAUGUCACAGCACCACCAACAAAGACAUGAUGGUGACCAGGAUGAUGGUAAUGACUUGGGAAGAGUCCAGAUACAGACCAAUACGAAUGAGCCGAAUAUUGAAUGCUCUGAUGGAAUACAUAGUACAAAUAAGAGGCAACAACGCCUUCUUAAUGCUCCACCACCAUCCCACAUGGAAACAGAUCCCUCCUAUCAUCAUAUAUCGCAUCAACUUUCUUCGAUUCCAACCUCACAACAUCACUCACAACACCAUUUGCCGGCCCAUCAUCACCAUCCACAUCUUAACUCUCAACUGCCUGGCCAUUUGGCUCAUAAUAUGUCAGCUAUGGCGGCAGCAGCAGCUGCUGCAGCCACAACACCUCAACAUCAGCAACAAAUUACGCCUCAAACAGCUCAACAAGCGGCUGUGGCAGCUGCAGCCGCUGCUGCAAAUUCAAUGAAUUCCUUAAAUUCUCUCAAUUCGAUAACGUCUCUCAUCAAUGCUGAGCGAUUGCCCAAUGAACAGUUUUUGGGCUUAAAUCCCCAGGAAGCAUCCAUAUUAAAUUUCCUACGAGUGGAUGCCCAAGAAAGGCAGCGUGACAAAAGACCACCGGCAUCACGUUUCGCCUGUCCCUUCUGCGGUAAAUGUGUGCGUUCCAAGGAAAAUCUUAAAUUACAUGUACGCAAACACACUGGCGAAAGGCCAUUUGUUUGUCUAUUUUGUGGUCGUGCCUUCGGUGGCAAAUCCGAUCUAACACGUCACCUUCGAAUUCAUACUGGUGAGAGGCCUUAUCACUGUGAAUCGUGUGGCAAAUGUUUUGCCAGAGCUGAUUAUCUAUCGAAACAUUUGACAACACACAUACACAAUGCUCCACGCUGAGAUGAGGUGCGAAGGAGACGACUCCUUCGCCGUUAGGUAUUUGG